CUGAACUCACUUUCUCAAACUAGUUUCACAUUUGUGUGUGUGUGUGUGUUUUUUCUUUUCACUUGGGGGAGACUUUUAGAUCAAAGUUUGCAUCGGAAAUGAAUAUCCGUCUGAGUGUUUUCCCGGCUGUGAUUUCUCCAAUUUUAUUUUUCCCUGCAGGAAUACGGAGAGAGAGAGAGAGAGGGAGAGAGAGAGAGAGAGAGAGAGAGGGGGAAACGGUCUGGCUGCUUGAAGAUUUGUUUCGACACCGAACCUUGGCGACAUGGACGCGCACCGCGGCGUGCCUGUGGCCGGGCAACAAAUCGUGCACGUCCGCGGGAACUCGCAGACGGAGCUGGAGGCCCUGUUCAACGCGGUGAUGAACCCCAGCGAGUCCGUCAGACAGCCGCCCUCUCUGCCCAUGAGGUUGAGGAAACUCCCGGUCUCCUUCUUCAGGCAACCAGACUCCCAAGGGCACUCCAGACAAGCCAGUUCAGAUGGAGGUGUGUGUGGCUCCCACACUCCUCAACACUCCCGCAGCAAGUCCUCCCCGGCCUCCCUCCCAGUCAACUCGCUCUCCACUCAAGCAGCAGAUGUAGCGGCAGCAGCGAUCAUACCUGAUGACAUGCCUCUCCCACACGGUUGGGAAAUGGCCAAAACGCCUACUGGUCAACGUUAUUUCCUCAAUCACGUGGAUAAGACAACCACUUGGCACGACCCUCGAAUCGCGCAGCUUCAGUCGGCUGCAGCUCAGCUUCCCAUCUCCGUCACUCCGAUCCACGCCCACUCCUUCAGCAACCCUGCACCUACUUCGCAACAGCAAAACAUCAAUCCAGAGACAGGUCCACUGCCUAAAGGCUGGGAGAAGGCUGUGACCGCAGAUGGAGAGGUGUACUACAUCGAUCACAUAAAUACGACCACCGCAUGGGUCGACCCGCGUCUAGCCCAGAAGAUGAUUCCUGGCCUCCAUGGUUUGGCACUUCAGCAGAGGCAGGAGAAGGAAAGGCUCAGAUGCAAACAAGGCCUGCCUCCACAAAACACACAGGAGGCAGUGGGAAGGAACCAGAUGCCGGGUGGGAUGGAUCAUGACAGGAACGCACAAUCACUCGUCCCAUCUCUGGAUGUUAGGAUCAGAUCCUCAAACCACGAACCCACACUCAAUGGCGCUCACUCUCGCAAUGAGAGCACCGACAGCGGUCUGAGCGUCAGCAGCUUACCCCGCAACUCAGACCACAUGUUGAGCUCUUUGGAUCACAUGGACACUGGUGACUCUGUGGAGACCUCCUCGAUGUCCUUACAGGACUCGAUGCCUGUGCUCCCGAUGUCCGACGGCGAGGAGCUGAUGCCGUGCAUCCCCGAGGGUCUCAGUUCAGACCUCCUGAUGGACAUGGAGACAGUUCUCUCUGGGUCGCACAUGGACAGAGACAGCCUGCUCACCUGGCUAUAGACACACCCAGCAUUGUGUGGAGCAUUUUGAAGAAUCUUCAAAAGUGGUACAGACCAAGGUUACUGAGAGUAUGCUCCUGCUGUGUGAUGGAUACCUAACACUCCUCGCACCCUGAGGAAAGACAAAGCCUGACUCUCGCAGAUUUGGUAAGCUGCUGGUGUUUUCCUAUUUUUUUUACCUUGGUCUUACAGAGAUGCAUGAAGGAGCAUCCAUAUUUUUACAACGCUUUCCUUUUAGUCAUUGGCCUCAAAUGAUGCUCCCCACAUAUAUUGUAAAGUGCAUCACAGCUUAUUUUAGAGUGCAGUUAUCUUUUAUUAUCCCCACUUGGGUGAUUGAGUUUGCAGUAAACUUUUAAAAACACAGUGUCAAGUCAAUAAAGUCUUCGUAUAGCAUUUACAUAAAUGCAAGAAAGACUUGUUCAGAUAUCAUAAAAGUUGUUUUAAAGAAUAUCAUAUCACAUUACCCGUUGUUACUUCAUCUAGCUUGUGGGAAAAAAGAAGAGCAACAUCUAGUGCUACUACCUCUAAGCAGCCUAAUAUUUUGAAGCUCACAAUCCAAAACAUGUGGUUAAGAAGCAGCAGGACUGAGAGCAAGAGAUGAAUCAAAGAAGUCUCUUGAUUUACACUACAUUGGUUCCAUAAAACCAAAAAUGUUUGCUCUUAUAAUCAAGACACACACAAUCACUGCUACACAUAAAUAUCAGGGUGAGAGGACGCACCCUGGUGGUGAGCCAGUAGAAGAUCAAGAACACUAACAGAUUUUACUCACAAACAAAAAGUACAAAUGCUCACAAACCUAAAAACAUUAUGAAAACCAGAAUCACUACGAAGUCUGUGCGGAAUAUCGGAGCAGUUUUUUUUUUUAUUGCUAUAGGAUGAUAAGCUUUAUCUGAGGUCACAGUGGAGACUUUGUUCCUCAAAUCAAAAGCUGUUAAAAGCCUUCACAUUUAGAGAAAUGAAGGCUACAGCAGGAGAUGAAGUCUUUACUAUUGGCACUAAAACUACAGCCAAGUGUGUUUUGAGGUCUUUUCUUUAUAGAAAGGAAUGCUGGAAUGAGGAUGUCUACAAUUAAUGAACACAUGUUCAGUAUAAUGCAAUCCAACAACAAUACAGGGUUUCUCCCCGGAAACUCUAAUCCUGCCGCAUCUGGUCAUCUGAUUAAUUGAAAUAGUAGAUAAAAGACCAAACUAAAGCCACAUUACAUAUAUGGACUUUGCUGUGUGAAAUAGCUCUGCUCUUUAUUUCAUUAAAGUCUGUUAGCCCAUCUGCAGUCGAAAUUACUGCAGACAAAAUCACAAUUGUUUAAGGAACUAAUAUUUAGGUUGUCUUAGUGUUUGAUGAAUCGGGUUUGCGUUUUAUUUGCAAGUGUUUCAGUAAUUGUUUCCCACUCCAGCAUUAAAUAUAAGCUCCACAAAGGUAGUAUUUAUUGGCGAUUUCUUUUAUUGGAUUGCAUAAUAUUGUACAGUUGUAAAAUUAUUAUAUCCAUCCUUUGUUUAAGAAACAAAGCCACAAAAUUGCCAUAAUGGCAAGGAUGCUAUCUCUCCUUAGUGUGCAGCAGAUAUUCUUAUCUUUCCUGAAACAUAAAUGGGAAGUAUUUUAUCAAAACCUUCUCUCACUUUUACCAAUAAGGGCUUUUUACUUUUAUUAUCACUUACCAUAUAAUGUUCCAGGGGCAUCAUAGGUUGUUUUUUUCACAGAAAGACAUAACACAAGUAAACUUCUCAGCCAUAUUUUAAACUUUUAUCUAAUAAACUCCAAAUAUUUGUUCCAUUUAUUACCAAAUUCUGCUAGCAGUCUCCUAGAACUUGCUUUACUCGAUGUGUUUUUGCACAUCUACAGUGGAUCACAGUACAGUCAUCCAUUGUAAAAAAACAUAACUUGUCUAAAAAAGUAAGAGUAAUAUAAAUGUUUAUGGAAUAGUACAAUCAUAUUUUUCAGGGAAAUACAAUCUUCCAUUUUAACCCAUUCAUGGGUGUAAAGGUACACCGUAACACUGUAAAAUCCCUUUGAUGUAAAUAACUAGUUAAAAAGUCAGUUAAUGGUAAGGAAUUGCUCAACAGAAGCACAUUUAAAGAUUAAAUAUCCAAAGUUUAUGAACAUAUAUGGAUAAGAAUCAUGAAACAAUAUAAAAUACAUUCAUUAAGAUAUCAUUUUGCUACCACACUAUAGAGUUAUAAUUUCCUCUGUCCGUGGCUGUCCACUCUUAAGCCCUGCUUUGUAAGUGGGACUAAUGAAAAUAAUGUGCUUUAAAAAUGGAUUUCACUUGGGGAGUCAUGGCGUAAGCCAAGGACCCUGUUGUGCCGCCUCAUAACGCAACCUACUAAUCGUGGAUGCUGUGUUCUUGGUAUAUUUUGUUUUAUCUGCAAAAGCUCUCUGGGGCUGUAAUACAGAAGGCAAUCAUUAAAAAGGGGAGCUAUUUAAUUCUCCUCUUUUAGUUACUACUAUAUAAGAAAGUAUAUAAUCUGUGUCUUUACCCGCUGGGUUGUUUCUGCAGUGUGUUUUUAUAUUUUACCUUAACUUUGAAGCUGUUAACAAGUGGUGAGAGCGUUUCUUCUAACCAGCUUCUUUUCUUUUCUUUACAUUAAACAGUAUUUGGAAGUACAGACAUUCAUGUCAUGGCCAAAUAGAAAGCCAAGUCACCUAAUAUCUUCUAAAUUAAUCUACCAUGGCCUGAAGUGACUUACUGUUUAUACACACAAUGCAACACACUACCUAGCCUUUUAUUUAUCUUAGCAUGCAUGACACUUGCUAUGUUUGUUACAUAUAUUGAUUUUUAUUAUCCUAUUUACAGAGAAUUUGGAGGCAAUCAGACUUGUUUUGUACCUUUGUAUGCAUGUGCUUUAUAUAAAUAUAUUUCUUCUUACUCACUGUAAUCAUUUUAAAGGAGUUUCUGUUUAAUAAACUUUUAAAUACA
Molecule: messenger RNA, 4339 nt
Organism: Eleginops maclovinus (Patagonian blennie)
Lineage: Eukaryota; Metazoa; Chordata; Actinopteri; Perciformes; Eleginopidae
Product: transcriptional coactivator YAP1-like
Exons: 9
Coding region: 263-1426 (387 amino acids)
Biological process (GO): positive regulation of transcription by RNA polymerase II; hippo signaling
Cellular component (GO): cytoplasm; nucleus
Molecular function (GO): protein binding; transcription coactivator activity
Source: RefSeq, a predicted model, not a curated record